AUGAGCCUAAUAUUGUGGUCUUGUUUGGUUUUCCUUAUGAUGAAGGCACUAUUAGAAAUAAAGGUAGGGCUGGAGGAGAAAAUGCAUAUGAAUAAAUUAUGUUAGUAUUCAAAUAAAAACUUAAUGAAUGCAGCAUAUCAUAAAAAGUUUUACAUGUAGGAUCUGUACCUAAAAAAUUAACUAUAGAAGAUGCUCAUGAUUACUUAUAUUAGCAUGUUAAUGAAAUAUUUAAUUAAUUACCUUAAGCAAAAGUAAUUGUUAUUGGCGGUAGUAAUGAUUAAAGUUACCCAAAUUUCAAAGGAUUGGUUGAUGGAAUCCAAAAAAUUAGGUGUUAUUAAUAUAGAUUCUCAUUUAGAUGUUAGACCAUUAAUAAAUUAAAAUUAAUCUCAUUCAGGAUCUCCUUUUAGAAGUAUGCUUGAAGAUAGAGAACGAUAUCAAAAUAGUAAAUUUAUAGAAUUUGCAAUUAAAGGAUGUACUUGCUCUUAUGAACAUUAUUUAUAUGUAUUAAAUAAAGGUGGCAAAGUAUAUUUCUUGGAAAAAGAUAUUAGAAGAUUGAAUGCUGAAAAUUAAGGUUCAUGUGCUAUGAAUAAUGUCUUAAAAGAAUUUGAAGAUGAUUAAAAUAUUGAUUAUAUUUUCUUAUCUUUUGAUGUUGAUUCUAUAAAUAGUGCUUGGUGUCCAGGAGUAUCUGCUCCAUCUGUUGUUGGAGGAUUAACAAAUUUUGAGGCUUUGUCAAUUAUGGAGAGAGCUAAGAAAUCAAAAAAAAUUAAAUUAAUUGAUUUGAGUGAAUUUAAUCCAACAAUUGAAUGUGAACGCACUUCUAAUUUAAUUUCAGAAAUGAUAAUUACAUUUAUUUUAUGA
Molecule: messenger RNA, 858 nt
Organism: Paramecium sonneborni
Lineage: Eukaryota; Ciliophora; Oligohymenophorea; Peniculida; Parameciidae
Source: the annotation of a GenBank genome assembly